UGACUACAUCCGUGAGAUGUGGGAAUUGAAAGAGAUCAUGGAACAAAGAUGUACACGAUCAAGGCGAGAAUUGUUGAAAAACCCAAGGCCACUCCUCAGGAUAUCCUAACACUACUGCCGACUCAAGGUCCUAUCGGGAUUAGUAUUGAUAUGGAUGAGAAGUUCAGCCUACUUGAGGACAACGGAAUCCACAUCGUGCAAGAACCAAAAGAAGGGAUGAAAAGGCACGCUUUGAUCAUCGUUGGUCAUGGGAGGACAAAGGAUAACCAGCUGUUUUUCAUUGUUCAAAACACGUGGGGUACUAGCUGGUGUAACAAUGGAUAUGCAAGGAUCAUCAUCGAAAAGACAUGCCCUAUCUUUUACGUUGAAGCUUUGCUAGCGUAGUUCUGAUUGUGAUCGUUUCUUUCGUUAUCUUGGUGAAGAUGAUAAUACUUAUGACAUUGCGGUAGGUUUCUUUUCAUGGAUAUUUGAUCUUAGUCAAACAUGAGUGAGUACAAUUGUCCACCUUUGUGGCCAUGUAAUAAGUUAACUUUUA
Brassica napus (rape) is the source of this 535-nucleotide messenger RNA. Its product is annotated as cathepsin L-like. The record is from RefSeq and is a predicted model, not a curated record. NCBI's taxonomy places the organism in Eukaryota, Viridiplantae, Streptophyta, Magnoliopsida, Brassicales, Brassicaceae. The transcript is spliced from 3 exons. Gene Ontology annotation, molecular function: cysteine-type peptidase activity. Gene Ontology annotation, biological process: proteolysis. Bases 49 to 384 code for a protein of 111 amino acids.